ACUACUCCUAAUACUAUUAUAUGCUUGUAUUCAAAUCAUCUUUGAUAAACUGUGUAUCAAUGGCGAUUGAAUAAAGAAUAGGCAUAAAUAAAGCCCCGAAACCAAGGGAGUGAGAGUGUGACACCCUUUCUUCUGCGCCACUCUGCACUUUGUUUUGCUUUCUCUCUCUCACAGACAACACACAUUGGUCACUCCCUCUCUCUAAUAGUCCAACUCUGAAAUAGAGGAAACCAGACAAGAGUUUUCAACUUUAAUUUCAUCUCUCUAUUUCUAUUUCAUUUCAACAUGAGUAAAGAAGAGUUCUUGAAGAUCCAGACUUGUGUGCUCAAAGUCAAUAUUCACUGUGAUGGGUGUAAGCACAAAGUGAAGAAAAUCCUGCAGAAAAUCGAUGGCGUUUACACGACCAACAUAGAUUCCGAGCAGGGGAAAGUUACCGUUUCCGGCAAUGUCGACGCCGCCACUCUCAUCAAGAAGCUUACCAAAAAUGGAAAGCAUGCCGAAAUCUGGGGCGCCCCCAAGCCCAACGCCAACAACAACAACAACAACAAUCAGGCCAAGAAUGACAAUGCGAAGGCUGCUGCUAAGAAGGGUCAGCCGCCGGCGCCGCAGAAGGGUGGUGGCGGUGGAGGUGGAGGGAACAAUCAGGUGAAGGGAGGCGGCGGGAUGCCGCAGGGGAUGACGCCGCAGAUGCUGCAGCAGCUGCAGCAGAUGAAGGCGUUGCAAGAUCUGAAGACGGGGCCGCAGUUUAUGAAGGAUGUGAAGGCGGCGGCGGUGGGCGGCGGGCCGAAUCAGAAGGGGGUGAAGCUGCUGCCGGAGGAGGGGUUUAGUGAUGGUGAGUUUGAUGACGAUGAUUAUGAUGAUGAGGAUGAUGAUUAUGAUGAGGAGGAUGAUGAUGAGGAGUUUGAGGAUGAUCUGGAUGAUGGGCCUCCGCCGCCGGCGAAGAUGAAGCAGCCGCCGCCGCCGCCGGCGAUGAAUCAUGGGCAGCAGAUGAUGAUGCCCAACAUGAUGACUCCGCAGCAGCAGAUGAUUAUGAUGAAGGCCGCCGCGGCUGCCGCCAAUGCCAAGAAGGAAGGCGGCGGAGGAGGAGGAAGCGGUGGCGGCGGUGCUGGUGGCGGUGGUGGGAAUAUCCCAAUGCAAAUGUUGAAUCUUGGUGGUGGUGGUGGAGGAGGGAAGAAAGGUGGUGGUGGGAAUGGAAAUGGUGGGAAUCAAGGUCAAGGUGGUGGUGGUGGAGGGAAGGGUGGGAAAAACGGUGGCGGGCAGCCGCAAAUGGGGGGCGGGAACAAGAAUGGUGGCGGCGGAGGUGGUGGUGGGGCUGGAAAUGUCAACAAUUUCAUGGCAAAUGGGGCCAAGAAAGGGGGUGGAAUGAAUGAUGGGGGUCAUGGCAUGCCACCAUCAAACAUGAUGAUGUCCAUGAAUGGUGCUGCUGCUAAUGUGGGCCAUAUGCCCAAAUUGCCCCCCAUGGGGAACCAAGCCGGCUUUUCGGGCCUCCCGCCAAUGAACGGCGGCCCUGGUGCUCCUCCCGGCUACUUUCCGGGCGGAGGGCCCGGGCCGGAUCAAAUGGCGGGAAACCCCUACUAUCAGCAGCAGCAACAGCAACAACAACAGCAACAACAGAUGGCGACAAUGAUGAUGAACCAACAACGCGCCGCGGGGAAUGAGAGGUUUCAGCCAAUGAUGUACGCGCGCCCGCCUCCCGCGGUCAACUACAUGCCACCGUACCCAUCGUACCCUUACCCACCGCCUCCUGGCGAGCGGGCUGAUCAGUACUCGAUGUUCAGCGAUGAGAACACCAAUAGCUGCGCGAUCAUGUGAGCCGGCUCGGCUCCGGCUCAAAAUGGCCGGAGUCCGGUGUGCCGGUGAGGUUUGAUUUCAUAGGCAUGGAUGAAUGAUGGUGGUGGUGGUGGUGGUGGUGACAUGAUAUGCCAUGCCAUAGUAUACCUUCAAAUGGUUUUUUAUAUUUUUACUUUCAUUUUAAUUUAUAUUUCCCCCCUUAUGAAUCCCUAAUUUUAGAUUAGUGUUUCAUGAUAGGAAGUUUAUGUCAUAGAAAAUAAUAUUAUAAUAUUAAAAAAGCCCUUAGACAUUGA
Molecule: messenger RNA, 2084 nt
Organism: Salvia hispanica
Lineage: Eukaryota; Viridiplantae; Streptophyta; Magnoliopsida; Lamiales; Lamiaceae
Molecular function (GO): metal ion binding
Source: RefSeq, a predicted model, not a curated record